AUGCCGCUCUCGUCGCUCAUACAGAAGCAACUCUACAGCGCUCAACAUCUUAUUCUGCAGAAGCUGAAAGCUUUCUGGGCUAGAAAUCAGCUUGAAGAAGGAAGAAGUGAAUCAGAACAAUCAGAACAUAAGCAUCAGUUCUACUCUCCGGGCAUCAUCAUUCCUUCCAACGCGAAGAUCGAUAAAGAGAUCGACAACAGGCUAGCAAAGACUACCAUUAAUGGUCCAUUCUGGCGUCAAAUUGAGAAACAUGGAGACACAUCAUCCAUAACGCUGUUGCCUCCUUUGAGAACGCAGGCAGAAUCAGCCUCGAAGGCAAAAGACAACGUAUGCAAAACCGUAUCUCGUUAA
Molecule: messenger RNA, 351 nt
Organism: Loa loa (African eye worm)
Lineage: Eukaryota; Metazoa; Nematoda; Chromadorea; Rhabditida; Onchocercidae
Exons: 3
Coding region: 1-351 (116 amino acids)
Source: RefSeq, a predicted model, not a curated record